CAGCCCUGUAGCGUCAGGAUUGCGUCAAUUCGGGUUUCAGCCACGUCUGGAGUCUCGGAGACCAGCUUUUCAGAAGAGCCAAAACAGGAACCGGGUAGGGUGGCACAUUGCUGAUAGCAAGCGCGGACCUUCCUCCAGCCCCUCCCGCGGCAGGUGUUGGCCUCUGGAUCUGUUGUGUUUCCCCUGGAAACCUCAUUCCAGGUUCUUCCAGGUGAAAUCUGCCCGGAGUUCUUUCAGCACCUCGGACAGAGCACGCAGAAAACAUGGCUCCUAUCGCCAGCAGCCGCGUGGAAUUUGAUGAAAUUCCCACAGUAGUGGGGAUCUUCAGUGCAUUUGGCCUCGUCUUCACCGUCUCUCUCUUUGCCUGGAUCUGCUGCCAGAGAAGGUCGUCUAAGUCCAACAAGACUCCUCCAUACAAGUUCGUGCAUGUGCUGAAAGGAGUUGAUAUCUACCCAGAAAACCUAAACUGCAAAAAGAAGUUUGGAGGAGAUGACAAAAAUGAAGCGAAGAAUAGACCAGCUGCGCCCAAAAUUUCACUGCAUCUUGAUCUGGAGAAGCGAGAUCUCAAUGGCAACUUCCCCAAAACCAACCUCAAAGCUGGCAGCUCUUCUGAUCUAGAAAGUGCUACCCCUAAGCUCUUCACAGAAACAGAAAAGGAGGCCACUUCCCCUGAGAGCUUGAAGUCCAGCACUUCCCUCACUUCCGAGGAGCAGGAGAAGCUGGGGGCACUCUACCUGUCUCUAGAGUACAACUUUGAGAAGAAAGCAUUUGUGGUGAACAUCAAGGAAGCUCGGGGCUUACCAGCCAUGGAUGAGCAAUCCAUGACCUCUGACCCGUACAUCAAAAUGACAAUCUUGCCAGAGAAGAAGCACAAAGUGAAAACCAGAGUGCUGAGGAAGACACUGGAUCCUGUUUUUGAUGAAACCUUCACCUUCUACGGGAUCCCGUACCCCCACAUCCAGGACUUGUCCUUGCACUUCACAGUUCUGAGUUUUGACAGGUUUUCAAGAGAUGACGUCAUUGGAGAAGUGCUCAUUCCACUUUCAGGGAUUGAAUUAUCAGAUGGAAAAAUGCUAAUGGAUAGAGAGAUCAUCAAGAGAAAUGCUAAGAAGUCUUCUGGACGGGGUGAACUUCUGGUCUCUCUCUGUUAUCAGUCCACUACAAACACGCUCACCGUGGUUGUCUUAAAAGCGCGGCACCUACCGAAGUCUGAUGUAUCUGGACUUUCAGAUCCCUACGUCAAAGUCAACCUAUACCACGCCAAGAAGAGAAUCUGUAAAAAGAAGACUCACGUUAAAAAACGCACUCCCAACGCCGUGUUCAACGAGCUGUUUGUCUUUGAUAUUCCUUGUGAGAGUCUUGAAGAGAUAAGCGUUGAGUUUUUAGUUUUGGAUUCUGAAAGGGGAUCCCGGAAUGAGGUGAUUGGGCGGUUGGUCCUGGGUGCCACAGCAGAAGGAAGCGGCGGGGGGCACUGGAAGGAGAUCUGUGACUUUCCCAGGAGGCAAAUUGCUAAGUGGCACAUGCUCUGUGAUGGCUAGCUUCCUGGCCGUGAGCCGGAACUUAAAAAGAUUUUUUUACCAGGCGAGAAGCAUUUUUCUUUCUUAUACAUGAUUGUAAGCUUGUGGCACAUCAAGCUACUUUAUUAUUUCUUUUUUACUUACUGAUUUAUUUUGGUUAGAAGUAGGCCAGAAAAUAGUUGUGAAUGUGCAUCAUGAUGAUCUCCUCCUCUAUUAGAGGUGUUGGCCAAAUUUUCAUAAGAUAUUCAGUUUCCCCUGUGUGGUUGGUAUAAGUGAUCCAACCAGCCUGCUAUGAACACAUUAACUUAGUCUCAAGUCACAGAUGUUUGCUGUAGGCAACGAUUUCACUUUUGUCUUGGUAGUGGAAAUCCAGGUGAUUGUAAAGAGUGAAACACAAAACCCACACCUUAUUGUAUGAAAAUUAAUCCAUGUUUCUUCAGGUUGGGGAGAUAGGUUUUAUUUAAAUCCAAAGAUAUUUCAGAAAUGUCCUCAAGUCCGUUUUUCAGUUAAACAUGUCAUGUUCAAACGAAAUGAUUGCUUAUAUAUAUAUCAAAGUAUGCCGAUGCUGUCAUUCCUAUUUGGUUUGUAAUUAUUUGAUACAGUCUCAACCUAAAAGGAGUAACUUAGGUUCAUUUCAUAGAGACAGCAAACAAGCUGAGAAAUUAAUUUAUUAAAGGGCUGAAUUGAAGACCACUGUGGUUGAAAUGAGAGGUUUGUUUCCUAACAUCCCAGGUGAGUCGUGUAAAAUAUAGCUUCACCUAAGAACCGUGGUCUGACUUAUCCACUGCCCAUCACAAGCCUCAGUGUGGCCUAAGGCAGUCCAUUUACCUUUGUCAAAUUGUCAGACCACUUAGCAGAAAAAAAUUAACUUAAGCUAGAAUUUCAGUUAGGAAUACAGCUUUAAAAAAA
This is a messenger RNA of Acomys russatus (golden spiny mouse), 2426 nucleotides long. Its product is annotated as synaptotagmin-4. The coding region runs from base 264 to 1538 and encodes 424 amino acids. NCBI's taxonomy places the organism in Eukaryota, Metazoa, Chordata, Mammalia, Rodentia, Muridae. Gene Ontology annotation, molecular function: calmodulin binding; phosphatidylserine binding; clathrin binding. Gene Ontology annotation, cellular component: axon; synapse; plasma membrane. The transcript is spliced from 4 exons. Gene Ontology annotation, biological process: positive regulation of neuron projection development; regulation of calcium ion-dependent exocytosis; calcium-ion regulated exocytosis. The record is from RefSeq and is a predicted model, not a curated record.